UGGAGGCGGGCACAGCGCGCGGUGGUCUGUAACCGACUGCUGGGCCAGUGGCUGGGGCGGCGCGAGCCGAGCGGCCUGGCUGGGCAAGGGCGCCUGAGCCCAGCCUUUUGUGCUGAGCCGGCUCGGCGGCGAGGCCUCCCCAAUCCGGCCGGCCGCCGUGCCCUCGAUGCGGGUGGGGACUCAGCGGAGUAGAGCCGAGGCUGGGCCCGGGCAGUGGGCGUGGUGAGAGGCCGAGCAGCUGGCGAGUCCACGCAGGUAGAUGCGGCUUUGCGACGAUGGACGCCCUGGAGGAGGAGAACUUGGCCCUGUCCUUCUCCUCUGCCUCUGAUGCAGAAUUUGAUGCUGUGGUUGGAUACUUAGAGGACAUUAUCAUGGAUGAUGAGUUCCAGUUACUACAGAGAAAUUUCAUGGACAAGUACUACCAGGAAUUUGAAGACACAGAGGAGAAUAAACUCACCUACACACCCAUUUUUAAUGAAUAUAUUUCUCUAGUGGAAAAGUACAUUGAGGAGCAGCUGCUGGAGCGGAUCCCAGGGUUCAGCAUGGCGGCCUUCACUACAACAUUACAGCACCAUAAAGAUGAAGUAGCUGGUGACAUCUUUGACAUGUUACUCACGUUUACAGACUUUCUGGCUUUUAAAGAAAUGUUUCUGGACUACAGAGCAGUAAGUUACAAGAAAAGGAAGGCCGGGGACUGGAUUUAAGCAGUGGCUUAGUGGUGACAUCAUUGUGCAAAUCCUCUCCUGUGCCAGCUUCCCAGAACAAUCUGCGGCACUAGGUAACGAAUGGGAUCAUUCUGGAUGUCACCAGCUAAAUAGUCUCAGAGAGACUUCGGCUGAUGACAAUAGAAGAGUGCAUCUGGGAAAGACUUAACUGUUCUGCAGCCCUUCAUUCGUGUUAAGUAUUUACAGGUCAGAAACAUAACCUGACCCUCCUAGCCCCAUUUCUCUUCAAACACCUUCCUAUAUUCGGUAACCCCAGUGCUCCUCCCCAGUGGACACCUACUCAGGUGCUUCUGAGUGAGGCUUCAUCUCCCAGCUUCGCCACCGUGCACACCAAUAUGGCUGUCAGCAGUGUGGAGGAGCCCAGUCACCAACCCUGUCCCUGCAGGCUUUGCAUGAGUCCUUUUGUGUAUUCACAGCUCUUUUUUUUAACAUGGGUCAGAGUUUCAGUCUUUCAGCUUCAAUGGGGCUUUUGUUAGGGAGUAUUAAUCCAGAGUCACUCACCUGAGCCAGUCACCCAGCCUGAGAUCUCAGAAUCUCCUGUGACCCCUGUCCUGGCUGGCUGAAGUGACAGAAAUAUCCUUUACCUGAAAGCUCCAUUGAAAAUCUACUCCUUUCUCACAUCUGUACCGUCUUCUGCUGGUCCUGAUAUAGUCUCCCUCUUUCUAGAAGUCUCUUUUUAAACAUUAUUUUCAAGAAAAUAUUUUUAUAGUUGAAUACUCAGGCUAACCUAGUGGAUAUGAUCUUGGAACUUCCAUGAUCACCCACUUAAAAGAUCAAAGUAUUAUAUGCUGUGUGCUCUGUAGCUGUCAGUGCUGUGAAGGCAAAAAUGCUUUCUUCACUGGUGUGGAUGUGUGUGCUGUAGACUAAAGCUAUCCUGUUGUAGUAAACUCAUGCUGUCCUGCUGUUGAAGCAUGUUAAAUGAGUUUCUGCUUGCUUAAAUCCUUCCCGUAUCAGCCACUUGGUUGGGUAUGGUGGGAUAGGUAGAGACUGCAGUUUCUUCUUCCUGUCCAUACCUCUCCUGCCAACAUGGUGCUCCCCUGUCCAGCUUGGCCAGUGGACACUCUACUGGUCACCUGUCAGCGCUGACUUAACACACUGUUGGGUAGACUAUCACCGACCUGGAAACAAUUCGCAUGUCUACAAACAAGAAAAAACAGUUCAAUUCUAAUGUGUACUUUUGAUUUCAUUUAUAGUGAAAAUGAGAAUCUGUAUUUCAUGUCACUCAUCUCUUCUGGAUUUAAAGAAUAAGCUAUAAGCUGUGUUUUUCUGUACUAAUAUGUUGCUUACUUUUGUACCAUGAGUAAAAUUUGAGGUGUUUUACAAAAA
Cavia porcellus (domestic guinea pig) is the source of this 2051-nucleotide messenger RNA. RefSeq names its product ADP ribosylation factor like GTPase 2 binding protein (gene Arl2bp). The record is from RefSeq and is a predicted model, not a curated record. Gene Ontology annotation, cellular component: mitochondrial intermembrane space. The transcript is spliced from 6 exons. Gene Ontology annotation, biological process: maintenance of protein location in nucleus; positive regulation of tyrosine phosphorylation of STAT protein. NCBI's taxonomy places the organism in Eukaryota, Metazoa, Chordata, Mammalia, Rodentia, Caviidae. Bases 276 to 704 code for a protein of 142 amino acids.